UAUAUCGAGAAGAGCAGCUGUACGGUCACAUUGACGUGCAUAUAAACGCAACAUUAAUAAACUGAACAAAAGGGUAGCAGUGAUAAACUAAACCAAUUGCAUUAUAUGCUAUAUGCCAGUCGCAAGCAGUGCCGUGCCAGCAUUGCAAACACAGCCGGAAAGUCAGGAGAACCCGAAUUUAGGACAAACAAAAUUCCCAGUGACCGUAGAAAAUCAAAACAAGUGAAAAGUCAUAAACAAAAGGAAAAAAAGCAUUAACCAUGUCUGACAACAACAGUGCGUCCGGUGGCGGCUCCGGGAACAAUAAUACUGCUAAUUGCGGGAAGAACUCGACGCACAAGCUAGAUGAGUCGUGCGGUUCGAGUCCCAUUACCAAUCAAUUGCUGGGACAAUGGCGCAAGAACUUUUACAGCGAACCGAAGAAUCUGCUGGCGCAGAACGUCUGCUCCCGCGUUGAUCCCUUUGAUGUCUGCCUAUCAAGAAAGGCUCUGGAGACUACCAAUCAUGUGUUCAAUUACAAGGUGGAGACUGAGGGAAAGCCGGUGACCAAUCAAAGGAGCUCCGGCCGCUGCUGGCUGUUUGCGGCCCUCAAUUGUAUCCGCCUGCCAUUCAUGAAGAACUACAAUUUAGACGAGUUCGAGUUCUCGCAGGCUUUCCUCUUCUACUGGGAUAAGAUCGAGCGGUGCAACUACUUCCUUAACAACAUUGUGAAGACGGCGCAGAGGGGCGAGAAAGUAGACGGCCGACUGGUGUCCUUCCUGCUCCUCGAUCCCACCUCCGAUGGCGGCCAGUGGGACAUGCUGGUCAAUCUGAUAACCAAACACGGCCUUAUGCCAAAGAAAUGCUUCCCUGAGAGCUUUAGCUGUGAGUCCAGCAUACGAAUGAACGCCAUACUGAAGAGCAAGCUUCGGGAGUACGCCCGCCACCUACGCGUGCUGCUGGAUCAGAAUCCAACGGAGGAGGAGAUCACCUGUAAGAUCCAGGAGCAGAUGGCUGAGAUCUACAAGGUGGUGGGUAUUUGCCUGGGAAUACCCGCGGAGACCUUCACCUGGGAGUACUACGAUAAGAGCAAGAAUUAUCAGUCCAUUGGACCAGUUAGCUCGCUGGAGUUCUACGAGCGCUAUGUAAAGCCGUAUUUCAACGUGGAAGACAAGGUUUGUCUGGUCACUGAUCCUCGGCCGACGAGUAGCUAUGACCAGGCCUACACUGUCGACUGCUUGGGCAAUGUGGUUGGCGGCAGACCCGUACUGUACAACAAUCAGUCGGUGGAACUGCUCCUAGCUGUGGUCACCAAGUCGCUGAAGGCCGGUGAGGCCGUGUGGUUUGGUUGCGAAGUUAGCAAGCGAUUCGCAUCCAAGCAAGGUAUCGAGGAUGUGGACGUCCACGAUUUCAAGCUGGUCUUUGACAUCGACAUACAAACUACAUUCUCGAAGGCGGACCGCUUGAUCUAUGGAGAGUCGGCAAUGACCCAUGCUAUGGUUUUCACCGCCGUCUCCGUGGACAAAGCCGGAGUUGCUCAGAAACUGCGGGUGGAGAACUCCUGGGGCGAGGAUCGCGGAGAGAAGGGCUACCUAGUAAUGAACUCCGAUUGGUUUAGGGAGUUUGGAUUCGAGGUGGUUGUGGACAAGAAGUACGUUCCCGAGGAUGUGCUACGUGUGUUCGAUAUGGAUCCAAUUGUCCUGCCCGCCUGGGAUCCCAUGGGCACGCUAGCGCAGUAGGAUGCCAUCCAUAUAUAUAUAUAUAUCUAUAUAUAUUUAAAUACAAUAUAUGCAAAGCUUUACGAGCAGCAAUCUUCGAGCGGCAUCCAAGUGUUCGAGUUACCAGCUUUCAGUUUUUGUGUACAUUAUUUUCUCUGGCCAGUUGCCACAUUUUCAAACUCCUUCCCAAGCCUUCCAAUCCCUAAGGUGGUGUAUCCAUAUGCAAUAUAUCAGUCCUUGUCUCUAAAGUCCUUGUCAAUUCUGUAAAGCAAUAAUUUUGUGUUUAGCGCCUAAGUAAAAGAAAUUUCUCAGUUCACCCCCAAUUAUGUUUAUCCUUGAUUUUGCAACGGGCAGUUGAAAAUAUAUACAAUACAAACGAGAAAUAAAUGAAUAAUGUAAAUGCA
This is a messenger RNA of Drosophila eugracilis, 2101 nucleotides long. RefSeq names its product bleomycin hydrolase. The record is from RefSeq and is a predicted model, not a curated record. Gene Ontology annotation, molecular function: cysteine-type aminopeptidase activity. NCBI's taxonomy places the organism in Eukaryota, Metazoa, Arthropoda, Insecta, Diptera, Drosophilidae. Bases 261 to 1718 code for a protein of 485 amino acids. Gene Ontology annotation, biological process: response to toxic substance; L-homocysteine catabolic process; proteolysis. The transcript is spliced from 5 exons. Gene Ontology annotation, cellular component: cytoplasm.